Molecule: messenger RNA, 11794 nt
Organism: Strongylocentrotus purpuratus (purple sea urchin)
Lineage: Eukaryota; Metazoa; Echinodermata; Echinoidea; Camarodonta; Strongylocentrotidae
Product: helicase domino
Exons: 52
Coding region: 230-10711 (3493 amino acids)
Cellular component (GO): Swr1 complex
Molecular function (GO): ATP-dependent chromatin remodeler activity; histone binding; ATP hydrolysis activity
Source: RefSeq, a predicted model, not a curated record
UACAGACACAUCGCCAUUGCUCCUCGAUGGAUAAGGGCGAAACUACGUCGCUGGUUUUGGAGCAUUUUUCAUUUACGAUUUCUUCUUGUAUUUUAGUCCGGGAAGUGACCAAAAUGGUCUCAAGUUAUCCCUAAGAUCGGUACCUAGCUGGAUGGAGGGUCUUGGCCCGUGGAUGGGCUACCUUUCUUGGCGAUUUCAUCGCUAGGAUGCAGGGCUAUUAAAAGGGACGAUGCAAAGAGGGGGAAGAUUAGGUCAUCAAACACCAUCAAGAGCAGUCAGCCAAGGACAGGACUCAUGCCCAGAUACUUCAACCCAACUACAGAAACUUGAGAACGAAGCAGUGCUACAUGGAGGGCGUUCAGCUGGAUCGCAGGGACGGAUUGAUCCUGUAACAUAUUCAAACCCAUCCUUAGGUGCAGUUGAAGGAACCAGCGAAGUGCCACUCCAAGGAAGUCCUUCAGUUCAUGCAGUUCGUGUCCAGGGUCAGCAGCUUCAGGUUGUGGCUCCAGAGCUCAUCUCAGUUGCAGAUUACUUGGCUCAUUCAGCUGCUACUAGAUCGGUUGGAGCAUCACAGAGGCAACUUCUAUCACCUGCCAGGAGUUCACUCGACGAAAGACGAGACCCUGGUCAGUUGAAUGAGAGACCGGCAGGGAAUGCGUAUUCAUUAGCAUUUCCAGGUGCUGCUGGCUUCUAUUCACCUAGUGGUUCUCCUGUCAUCGAGUCCAUUGUUUCCCAACCUCUCUCUUCUCCCUCUCAACAGCCUGUUAGGGCAGUACAUCAUUUGGCUCAAGGGUUAUCAAGCAGAAUAUUCCCAGAUGGUAGCAUACCAAAAGCACAUCCUGAUAAGCAAGGCCAAAGAAGUCCUCAUAACCCUUUCGGUGGCCUAUCGUCAGGUGGUCCCUCUAGCGUACAAGGGACCAGUACAGCCACACCAUCCCUCCCUUUCAGCCCUUCACGGACAAACCCUCUUCAGUCCAGUCCUGUUAAACCCAUCAAAUCAAUCAUGAGUGUAGCGACCAAUCAACCACCUACUGAGGUGGUUGAGCUUCGAAGAAAAACUCUUGAGGAGAAGAGAAAAACAUUGAAAGAUGUGCAAAACUCUUAUGUAGACAAAUUGACAGAGCUGUUUUUCCUGCAGCAAAGUCACAAUAUGAUGGACUAUGUGAUCUGGAAAAAGAAGCAACCGGAUCUACAGUUGGCAUCGUACUUGAAAAGCAGACAACUUGAAGAGCGUAUCCAGGACCAGAUCAGUGAGGUUAAAGUAAGUACAUCAUCAAGCAGCAAUGCCUCUCUCAGCUCACCUGCAACCAUCUCUGCCCAGCUUCCCCAGGAGGUAGCAGCAGCCCAGCUGAAGAAACGCCUCGAUGGAGAAGAUAGCAGCAGGAAGGGUCAGCCAGGAUUAGGAGGCUCCUCUAUAGUCUCGGCCAGUGAAGCUCGGAAACGAAGCAGCAGUCAGGCGGGUCUUGAUGAGGCUGGUGAAGAGCGCUCAGUUAAACUGAGUAUUGGUGGUUCAGAAGUGCUGACUAAGAGUGAAACAUCCUCAACAGCUCCUUCACGAACACUGCCUUCAAUAACUGUGAUCCCUGCUACACCAACGAUAGGCAACAAGUCUGGUGGCGAGGAGGCACCGUUGGUCACCAAGGUUGCUGUUGAUGCUUCUGAUGUUAAAGGCUUAGUUGGUCUCGCCUCGCCCCCGCAACGCAAUAUAAGUGGCAUAAGUGGACCAUCGGCAUUAGGUCAGCUCUCGGGUAACAAGAGCCUGAUCAGAUCUCCUCUUCCGCCCGGGUUAUCAAGAGACAGACAAGGGACCAGGCAGGGAGCCCUCUCUGCAGUCUAUGACUACACCAUCGGCUCUCAGGAGAUGAUCGUAGAAAGAGCAAAACAGGAAGCCCAGGUGAUGCAAAGAAUAGCCGAGCUGAGAAGAGACGGACUUUGGUCUGCCAAGCGUCUUCCCAGGGUUCAGGAGCCUCCACGACACAAGGCACACUGGGACUACCUGCUGGAGGAGAUGCAGUGGCUUGCUGCAGACUUUGCUCAGGAGAGAAGGUGGAAGAAAAAUGCUGCCAGAAAGUUGGCUCGAGCUGUGGCCAAACACCACCAGGACCAAGAGGCCAGGGAGAUGAAAGCUGGCAAGGAGGAGGUGCAGAAACUCAAGCGGAUAGCAGGGAACAUCGCCAAAGAAAUCAAAGCUUUCUGGGCUAAUAUAGAAAAAGUUGUGCAAUAUAAACAGCAGAGCAGAUUAGAUGAACGAAGGAAGAAGGCUCUGGACCUUCAGCUGGACUUCAUCGUCGGUCAGACAGAGAAGUAUUCAUCCUGGCUCACAGAGGGACUUAACACCAGCACGGCAGCGUCUUCUGCUCAAGCUUCCUCGGUGUCUAGUCCAAGGUCUGAUCGCAUGGUUGAUGACAUUGAAUUUGAACCUCAGGGAGAUGACAGCGACGAUGAAGAGACGAUAGACGUGGAGGAGAAGCAGGCCGCCAAGGCGGGUGAGGUGGCCGGUGGUGUGAGUGAGAUUGAGCUGCUGCAGAGGGAGAGUGAGCUUCCUAUAGAAGAGCUGCUCAGCUCUCUACAGGAAGCGCAGAAGAAGGAGGAGGAAGAGAAGAAGAAGAGCUCUGGGGGAAAGGCGGAAGGGGAGACGACCAAGAAACGGGAAGAGGAUCAGCCAGAUGCUGCUUCCCUUGUAGAAGUGACUGCACCUGACUCCAAGAUCUCAGAGAGUAAAGAUGACAAGGACUUUGAAUUAUCAGCAGAUGAAGAAGAAAUAGUUGAUGAUGAUGAGAAGACCCUUGACGAGCAAGAAGAAACGGAAGGCACGGUUGAUCACAAGGCCGAGCUGGACGAUCUAGCUGCAGAUGGUGAGAUCCCGAUGGAAGAACUCUUGAAGCGAUAUCAAGGAGCUUAUGCAGAGGACUUUGACUUCUCUGAUGCAGAUGAAGAUGAAAGUGAGGAGGACGACGACGAUGAAGAAGAUUCAUCACAAGAUUCAUCAUCUGAAGAAGAAGAGUUGGAGGAAACCGAGGAGGAGGAGGAAGAGGAUGAUCAGGAUAAAGAUGAACUCAAGGACGUGGGAAUGGAAUAUCUCAUCAACCCUGAGAAAGAAAAUGAAGACCUUGCAGCAAAAGCAUCACAGGGAACAUCCGAAGAAGCUGGUCCCAACAUGGAGAUCACUGACAUUGCUGCUGCUGCUCAGAGUUUACAACCAACAGGAUAUACCCUCUCAGAUACACAGGUCAAAACCAAAGUGCCCUUCCUGCUGCGCCACACCCUACGUGAAUACCAGCAUAUAGGACUGGACUGGCUGGUCACCAUGCUGGAGAAGAAACUCAAUGGUAUCCUGGCCGACGAGAUGGGAUUGGGAAAGACUAUCCAAACCAUUGCAUUACUUGCCCAUCUUGCCUGUGAUGAAGGAUGUUGGGGACCACAUCUCAUAGUUGUUCCUACAAGCGUGAUGCUCAACUGGGAGAUGGAGCUCAAGAAGUGGUGUCCUGCUUUCAAGAUUCUCACGUACUAUGGCAGCCAGAAAGAGAGAAAGCUCAAGAGAACGGGUUGGACCAAAUCAAAUGCCUUCCAUGUCUGCAUUACAUCCUACAAGUUAGUCAUUCAGGACCACCAGUCAUUCCGAAGGAAAAAGUGGAAGUACCUCGUGCUUGAUGAGGCCCAAAACAUCAAGAAUUUCAAGUCUCAAAGAUGGCAGACCUUGCUCAACUUCAGCAGUCAGCGUCGACUCCUGCUCACCGGCACACCCUUGCAGAACAACCUGAUGGAGCUUUGGUCUCUCAUGCAUUUCCUGAUGCCUCACGUCUUCCAGUCCCACCGAGAGUUCAAGGAAUGGUUCUCCAACCCCCUGGGAGGCAUGAUCGAAGGCACCCAGGAGUACAACGAGGGUAUCAUCCGCAGGCUGCACAAGGUGUUGAGGCCGUUCUUACUGCGCAGACUGAAGAGUCAGGUAGAGAAGCAGCUUCCUCAGAAGUAUGAGCAUGUGAUCCGUUGCAGGCUCUCCAAGAGACAGAGGUUCCUCUAUGAUGAUUUCAUGGCUCAGAGAAAAACCAAAGAAACGCUUAGCACUGGACACUUCAUGAGCGUGAUCAAUGUCCUGAUGCAGCUCCGUAAAGUCUGCAAUCAUCCAGAUCUGUUUGAAGAGAGAGCUAUCGUUUCUCCUUUCAUCAUGGUUGGUCUCCUCUACUACACUGCUUCACUCGUCCACAGAGUCAUGGAGUACAACCCUCUAAAGCAAGUGAGCUUACGAGCGUUGAACCUGUGCAUAGCAGACCUGGAGAUCUCGCUGCCAGCCUAUGCAGCCCAUAGGACAUGUCAGCUUCAGACACCUAGGAAGCUGAUUGAAGAGAUUGAUAGUGCCCCAGCCCCACCAUCAAGACCACCAAGGGUCAAGGUAAAACCUGGGAAGCUCUACCCAUCACCUAUGGCUCUACAAGCUCAAAAAGAAGCAAGACCAAGUCCGUCCUUAGUGAACCGCCCGAGUGACCGUGCCUCUCCGUCUGCACUCCAUAUACAUGGGCGUGGUUCCCCAUCAAUGGUGAGGGUAGCAUCCCCUAAUAUCAAGGGUACACCAGGGCCUCCUGGACUAACGCAAGUCCUUGUAAGGUCAGCCUCUGGGGUUAGCUUACAACCAAGAGCAUCAACACCGCCUCAAGGUACAGCUGUGGGCACUUCGCAGAUCCUUCAGGCCCAGGGGCGUCCGGGUACACCACCCGUCACAUUGACGGCGAUCAGCAACCCUAGGUCACCGGGUACCCUGACGUUGGUGUCCCAGAACCCUCAACCCGUGCCUAGCGGUACACCUCUGCAGCAGCUGCCUGGUUACACAGGGACUGUCAGUGGGAGUGUAGGCUCUCAGCUCGGUCAACGCAGGGUGCUAUUACAGCAACAGCAGGUAAGGGUGUCUGGAGUUGGGACCAAUGGUCGAGCUCAGCUAAUCACCACCCAACCUAUCACAGUACAGCUGCAAUCAGGGUCAUCAAGCUCAACACAGCAAACGGGUCAAAGGUUACUGGCAGGGCAAAUACGACAACUUCCACAAGGAGGUAUUGUGCAGAUCAUUCAAACAUCCGGGGGGCAGCAAAUCAUCAGGCCCGCGGUCCACCUAACUACGCAAGCCAACCUUGUGAAUGCUCAGCGGACAGCUAACUCUACAACCCAGGUUGUCCAGAGAUCGGGCACCCCUCAGAUGGUCCUCUCCCACACUGCAGCCCAGCUACAAGCUGCUCAACAACUGCACCAGUCGAUACAAAGACAAUUGACGGCACAGGGAGUGAGCCCUAGCCAGGCUCAGGCCGUAGCCUCGCAGCUUUCAAAGGUCACCGCGGCCCAGUCUCCUCUUCAGCUACAGCAGAGACAAAUCGUGCUGCAACAGCAACAACAGCCGCAACAAGUUGUGAUCAAUGCUAAAGGAGCAAGCGUGCAUACAACACCUGCCACACAAACUGUAACAUGUGCGAGCUCAUCGUCGAGACCAAGUAGUCCAUCUGUAACUAUUGUGCAGGCAGCAAGGACUGUCAAUGCGUCUAGUCCUACUCCUGGAACUAUUAAGACGUCAAGUCCUUCAACAAAGACCGUUGUUGCAGUGUCUUUGGCCUCUGACAGGACGACCAAUGCUGCGAGUCCGACGCCAUCUCCAAAAGUAGUCAGGGCUUCAAGUCCAUGUGUGAAGACUAGUAUUGCUACCGUGUCCCCCAAAGAGCCAACAAGCCCUUCUCUUUCUUCGCUUUCCUCUCCGUCUCUGUCGGACUCUGUUCCCUUUUCUCCUCUUACCCCUCUAAAGACACCUGUUAUAAGACUUAAACCUAUCAAGUUGCAACCAUCUGAAGUGUCCACAGUAAAAGAGGAGUCCAAAGAAUCGAAAGAAUUGAAAGAAGCAGCUGAGAAGUUCAAGAAAGCAGAAAAGAAAAGGAAAUCAUCACCGCUUUAUCUGGAAUCCCUAGAUAAAGCUAGAGCCGACGAUCGCAAGGCCUGUCUCUCCCGCAUUGCUACCUUCAACCAGCAACGCUGCAGUGCCAAACCAGUGUACGGUCAAGACCUCUUCACGGCCGUGUCCCUCUACCAUACCUCCAAGCCUGCUGGUAAGAGGAGACCCUUCAGCAACGGUGUGGGUAAUGUCCACUGCUAUCAUGCGCUGAUAGGGGAUGCAUUGAGGAGGGUGGAGGUGGCAUACAAGAAGACAAGAAACCUCAGGAGUAUCCUCCAUACCCCGGAAGACUAUCUGGAGGAGCUGCAGCAGAUUAACAAAAGGUACACCUUUGUUGUUCCAGUUGUGACGGCACCGCUCAUUACCAUGCACACAUCCCAUACUCCGCCUUCAGUGCUCAACAGCGAACGAACCCUGAUCAACACACUGUCAUCUGAACUCAAGCCCAAGUCAUGGUGUCUACAUCCUAUAGAGAAUCUCAUGAGACUGGACAUGCCAGAACUCAGACUCAUUCAAUAUGAUUGUGGUAAACUGCAGACUAUGGAUGGGUUACUGAGGAAGCUGAAGACGGAGGGCUCCAGGGUACUCAUCUUCACUCAGAUGACCAAGAUGCUGGACAUCCUAGAACGAUUCCUCAACUUCCAUGGUCAUAUCUACCUCAGGCUGGAUGGUACAACUAAAGUGGAGCAGAGACAGAUUAUGAUGGAGAGAUUCAACAAGGACCCUCGUAUCUUCUGCUUCAUCCUGUCGACGCGUAGUGGUGGUAUGGGUGUUAACCUGACCGGUGCUAACGCGGUCAUCUUCUACGACAGUGAUUGGAAUCCGACCAUGGAUGCUCAGGCUCAGGACAGGUGUCACCGCAUCGGUCAGACCAGGGACGUACAUAUAUACAGAUUGAUCAGUGAGAUGUCUAUCGAAGAGAACAUCCUGAAGAAAUCCAACCAGAAGAGGCUGCUCAUCGAUGUCUCCAUCGAAGGAGGAAACUUCACCACCGCUUUCUUCAAGAAGCAUACCAUCAAGGAUAUCUUUGACGUGUCUAAGAGUGCUGGAAUCCUAGAGGACCUGAUAGAAGUGGACAAAGCAGCAGAGCCCCAGGAACCUGAGCAACCCAAGGAACCAGAGCAAGAGGCCAAGGCAGAUAAACCUCUCUCACAGACAGAAUUGGAAAAGGCUUUGGCUCGUGCAGAGGACGACACUGAUGUGAAAGCAGCGUCCAGGGCACACGCAGAGCAGGAUGCCGAGCUGGCUGAGUUUGAUGAGGACAUCCCUUACGAGGGAGAGGAGGGCAAGGGCAACGAUGAGUCCUCCAAGCUGGAGAAGGAGCUAACACAGCUCAACAAUCAGCUGACUCCCAUUGAGCGGUAUGCUGUUGUCUAUCUAGAGGACACCCUUGAGCCAAUCACAGCUGAGCAGCUCAAAGAAGCCGAGGAGCAAGUGGAAGCUGCCAAGAGGGAAUGGGAACUGGGUCGACUCCAAGGCUUGAAGGAACUAGAGGAGCGAGAGGCAGAACUAGAAGAGGACGAUGUCCUGUACACCUACUCCAGAGAGGACUCUGAAAAUCAGGUUUACAUCUCGCAGAAAGAGGAAAUAAUGCCGAUCUGGGCUCCUCCCACUCCACCACAAGAUGACAAUGAUGUAUAUAUUGACCAUGUGAUGUGCUUGGGCUAUGAACCGUCCAUCAUGACUGAAUCUCAGCUUCCUUCCGUCUUCCAUAAGAAGGAAACCAAGAAGAUUAAAGUGGAGCAAGGUGCAGUUGUACCUGCUCGUAAGAUCAAGAGUCACGGUCACCAUCACCACCACCAUCACCACCAGAAGUCAGAGACCGUGCAGCAGACUCCAAUGCUGCCUGCGCCUCCUCAGUCGCUCUUCAACCGACCCUCGGCGGCCCUCAUCAGGAUGCGACGCGAGGCCAAGCAGCAGAAGAUGCGUGCUCUGGCCGGUAAGCCGGUGGUCAAGCCCAUGCCUGUUGUCCAUCGACCUGCGACCAUCGAGACCACUUCACUGGACAAGUUGGAAUGGCUCAUCAAUGAGGACUGGGCAUUGCUUCAGGCGGUACAGACCCUGCUGGAGCUUCCCCUGACCCUGCAGCCUCUGGUCCCAGGCCACAUCAUCAACUGGGACCUGGUGAGCGACAUCGUCAACGCCUGCAGCCGGACCUUCCGCUCGCCCAAGCAGUGCUGCAACCGCUACGAGAGCGUUAUCAUCCCACGGGAAGAGGGCAAGAUCCUCUACGACACAAACCCCAAGAAGCAGAAGAAGUCUAAGGGGAUCUACAGGGUGAGUACGAAGAACAAUCGACCGAUGAAGUCAAGUCAGCUCCAUGCCCAGGAUGGGAACUCAUCUCAUACCAUGCUCUACUCAUCCAAGUUUGAUGGUAUCAAGAUGGCCAUCAAUAAACGCCAACCAUUCCUCAAACAAGUACUAAACAACCCACUGCUGAAGAAUCCUAAGCACAGUGCAAUACUGGCCGAGUCUGGGAUCAACUAUGACAAGCCCAUGGUGCCUAGUGAAGUAGCCCUGAAGAGAGCGGAGAGGAUAGCCAGAGAGAAGAAGCUUGCAGCUCUACAGGCUCAGCAAAAGCUUGCGAGAGAGAAAAAGCAGCAACAAGAACAGCAGCAGCAACAGCGUCUCUUGGCUGCCACUAAGCAGCAGCAGGCACAGCAACAAGGCACAGCAACACAGGUGACUGCCCAGCCAGUGGGCACAGCUGCUGGCGCCACCGUUUUGCAGUCUGGAACAAUAAGCAGGACGGCCCUUGGUACAACAGUCACACAGCCCAUAAGGGUAUCUGGUACCCUAGCUGCUCAGGUAGUACGAUCCCAGGGCAUACGUACCUCUGUACCCCAGCUGACCUUACCCAAUGUGACCUCCCAGGUCAGGACCCUCGGCACAUCGUCUCCUCAGAUCGUUGUCUCUUCGGUCUCUUCUAUCGUGACGACGGGUCAACAGACAAGGGUCACACCGACGGUCUCAUUGCAAGGUGGUACCCAGCUGAGCAUGAAGAACCUGGGCCAGUUCAGUCAGCUAGCUCUCAUGAAGAUCAAGCAACAACAGCUACAACAGUUGCAGCAACAGGUCCAGCAGGCUCAGAGUAGUAGCAGCGGGCAGGCAACAUCUGGAACCGUUACCCAGACCACCCAGCAACAAGCUGCCACUAAUCAACUCAAGGCUGAAUUGAGGAAGCUCCAGCAAGCCCAAGCACAGGCCCAAGCAGUCCAAGCCCAAGCUCAGGCCCAAGCCCAAGCUACCUCUGGACAGCUCACCACCAUCCAGAAGGCUACUGGGAUCACUACACAAGCCAUUACAGGGGUUACUCAUGUCCAGCUAACACAGGCACAAAGACAACAGCUUGCUCAGCGCAAGGGACCCACCCUCAACACCUCCCAGGCCGAGAUCGCCGCCCUCCUGAAGCACCACCAAGCGCAGCAGCUCCAAGCCCAGAAGAUCAAAGGCAUCUCCACCAUCCCUGUCACCUCGGUCACCCAGCUCAAAGGCAUCACUGUCAGUGGGGUAACGGUCACCGGGGUCACUACCCUAGGACAGGCAGGAGCCAAGGGUCAGGUGGUGUCUGUAGCUGGAGGCAUGAAGGCUCUGGCUAUCCCCACGGCUGGUGGAUCAGGGACCACGACCACACAGCUAUCAAAGGUCAACCUGCAGCAGAUACUGCAGAUGAAGCAACAGAAGCUGAUCCUUGCUCAGGUUCAAGGUCAGCCUCAAGUUGUGACCUCGGGUCAACAGGUCAGGGUGUCAUCGGGUCAAGCUACCGUCCAGCGUGGUGGCACUCAGACUGCUCAGCAAACCUUGGUUCAACAAGUAGCCAGUCUACAACAGGUUGGAACGAUCGGAGGGCAGCAGGUUCGUGUCCAGCAGGUGACAGCACCUAGAGGUCAGCAGCAGACCGGUACCGUUCAGGUACAGAGGAUACCGACCAGUCAGCUACAGGGUCAACCCAUGCCAACGGUAAGACAGCAACUACAGCAGCAGGUCAAGAGAGUCCCUCAGACGCUGUCCAUACAACAGCAAGGCAAGCCUGUGACCAUCAUUCCACCAGGUAGGCAAGUGCCUCAGACACUGUCGAUACAGCAGCAGGGGAAACCGGUCACCAUCAUACCACCAGGUGCAGUCCUAUCAUCAGCUGGGAAGGUGACUGUCUCGCAGGCCUCCGUGACUCAAGCUCAGAAACAACCCCAGCAGCUGGUCACUCAACUGGUCACCUCUGUGGUCACUCCUAGGACACAGGUCCAGCAGCAGAGCACACCAAACAGGACCCCUCAGCUGGCAAGACUAGUCCAGGCACAGCAGCUUGCUCAAGCCCAGGCCCAAGCAAAAGCCCAAGCACAAGCCCAGGCCCAGGCUCAAAGCCAAUCGUCUCCUGCUCACACGGUGGUCUCCCAGACUGUGGUUGUCCAGGAGGAGAGUUCGUCAGCGGGUCAGACUAAAGGAGCCGCUCAACAGACCACACCAGCUACACAGCAGGUUCGCGUGGUGACAACUCCUGCUACGACGACAACACCUGUCUCUAUCUCCAUUGCACAACCAACGUCUAAGCCAUCCCCACAACAACAACAACAGCAGCAGCAGCGACAGCAGCAACAACAGACACCAGCAACUACAACUCUGCAAGCUCAGCCACAACAACAACAGCAGCAGCAGCAACAGGCAUCGGAGGAUCCCCAGACACCACAAAGCAGAGUGGAAGUCCUGCAACAAGGAGCCGCCUCGUCAGCAUCCCGCCAGUCUCCGUAUGCCAUGAGGUUGCGCAAGCCAUCACAAUCGAGCAAGGACUAGCAGCCACCCUAACCCUGCAAACUCAGACGUGAUAGUUGCAACGGGUGUCACUGGAUUUGACGACACAAAGUUUGGGUUCAGAGUCUUGCUGGUUGUUAUAUAGAGGCUGCAGAAGUUAUCACAUUCAAGAAACAUAGAGGACAUAUCACCCACAUAUGAGUUACUGCCUUGUUGUAACCAGAGAUUGGCCAACUGGUUUUCUGUUGGAUUCUAGCUAGUGCACAUUCUUACGUUUUCUCGCAAACAAGCUAACAUGAACCAAGUUUGCCCAAACUUGUGUAUUGAAUGCUGUGGUCGUAGCCGUCCUUGACAACAUCGUGUGUAUUACACGAUGGAAAGCAAGAUAAGUAAUCCUGAGCAGUAGAAAAAUGCUACUCAGAGAGAUGAGCAUCGAUCUAACCAUGAGGAGCAACAUGUGACGUCUGCACCAUACACUUUACCAAUCAGCAGGGUUUCAAUCAACAAAAGCAUCCUACCGUGCACAUGUUAUCAAAAUCGCUGAUUUGUACAAAACACAAGCAAGCCUAUAUUUCAUGAUUCUGGUUUAUUUUAACCUGAACCAAUAUUAAUCUACAAAAAAAUAAUGUAGAUCUUGUCUUGUUUUCAGAGUUUUAUUUACAGAUUUAUAGAGUAAACAUUUCUCAAUUUUUCUUUCGGAAAAAUGUAGCAACAAUUCUGACCUGUUCAAAAGCCUGACCUAAUUUGAUGGCUAUGAGAAGGAAUAUUGUCCAGUGUUUUAAGAAAUAUGAAAGUAUAGCUCCUAAUUUAUUUUCUGUUUAAAAAUGAUAUAUUUUGUUUGUAUUUUGCUUUGAGUGUGUAUUGCUUUGUUACGGGUUUGAUAGAUUUCUGUGAAAAUAGGAAAAACAAUGUUUAUUUUCAAAGAGAGUCGAUAUAAUGCAUGUGUGGGAUAUAUUAGAAUUGCAUUGGAUGUUAUGAAAUAAUAGCCCUUCUGUUGUGUCAUAUUUACUCAUUGCACAAAGUUAAAAAUCUUCAUUGCCAUGUAACUGUAAUUCCUUCUGUGUAUAAAAGAAUGUGUGUGAACUUUCAGACAUCAUAAUAAUAAUAAUUAUAAUUGCACCUUGA